UGGUCAAUUCUGCUUAUGGCUGUCAUUCCUGGUGUUCCUCUAUGCAACUAUUAACAGUCAGUAAAUUGAGCCUUGCCAGGUUUUAUUAAACAGCUGGUUUCUACUUUUCAGCUUUAGGAAUCUGGGAUCAGGAGAAGGAUUAGUGUGAAAAGCAAGGAAAAUUGUUCUCCUGUGUUUUUAGGCAAAGUAGUAGCAAAAAAAGAAGAAAAAAGGACCUUAAUACCAUGUGUGAGUGUAGUUUUCAGUGGAUCAGAUCUUUCCUAUAUUUGCAUCCAAGCUAUUUGGUUGUGAUCAGAUGAUUACAGCUCAAGGAAACGAUUGGAGAGAGCUGGCUGACUGGCUGGCUGGCUGGCUGGCUGCAGCUGCACUGUAGUCUGUGUGCAGGGACAAGGAGCUUCUGUUUUUCAAACAUAGCAUAAACAUAGAAGUUAUUUUGUAGGCUUCAGGAUGCAGCUAUGGGUUGUGCUGCCAGCAUUGUUCUGCUUCAAGCCUUUCGUUCAGUGGUACAGAGGAACUGUGCACACAUUUGUAGACGACGGCAAGAGGAAUUGUCAGAUGAAAUCCUGCCUCUGGAUAGUGAUGAUGAAAUGAGCAGACCCAGGACUCUGAUUAUCAUGCAGGAGAAACCCAAACUUUUGGAGCCUUUGGAUUAUGAAGCAGUCAUUGCAGAAAUUGAGAAGGAUGUUGAAAAUGACCCACUCAAAGACCUCAUCUUAUUUCCCAAGGAUGACUUUUCGAUAGCCACAGUUCCUUGGGAAAUAAGAACACUUUACUCAUCAGUUUCUGAAAAUGCAGAACAGAAAGCAGAACAUUUAUUUGUUAAGGAGGCAUGUAAAUAUUACAGUUCCCAAUGGCACAUUGUAAAUUACAAAUAUGAACAGUACUCAUCAGAUUUUAGACAUUUACCACGCAAUGAAUGCAGGCCAGAAAAACUUCCUUCACAUUCCUUUGAAAUUGAUCAUGAAGACAUUGACAAGGAUGAAGAUACAACGUCCCACUCAUCUUCGAAAGGAGGAGGUGGAGCAGGAGGAACGGGUGUUUUCAAAUCUGGCUGGCUUUAUAAAGGGAAUUUUAAUAGCACAGUAAACAACAGCAUUACAGUUCGGUCUUUCAAAAAGCGUUACUUCCAGCUGACACAAUUGUCAGAUAACUCAUACAUAAUGAAUUUUUACAAAGAUGAAAAGAUUUCAAAGGAACCUAAAGGCUGCAUCUUUUUGGAUUCCUGUACAGGGGUUGUGCAGAAUAACAGACUUCGGAAACAUGCCUUUGAACUAAAAAUGAAUGAUUUGACAUACUUUGUACUGGCAGCUGAAAAUGAGCAAGAUAUGGAUGAGUGGAUUUUAACACUCAAUAAGAUACUACAGAUAAAUCCAGAAGGAUGCAUUCAGGAAAGGAAGAGUGCAGAUAUCACAGAUCUGAAAUUUGAUUCAGAAGACUUGUUAACGAAUUAUGAUUGCCCACCAGAGGAAACCGAUUCUUCGGAGAAUAGCUUGCAUCCAGAUUUCUCUAAAUACCUCACAGAAACAGAAGAAACUGUUAAAGCAUCUCGAAAUACGGAUCGACUAAAUCUGUUCUCCCUAGAUCCUGAUAUUUCUGCUUUGAGUCCUAACAGAAAAGACUUCACAGGAACAGGUUCAUGGCUCAAACCAUUUGAAGAGAGAGAUACAAAGCGAAUCAUGAUAACGUGCAAAUCUCUCAAUCUCAAUCUGCAAGCUUGUGUUUCUGACAAUGAAAAUGACCCAAUUACUAAUAUAGAACCUUUCUUUGUGAGUGUGGCUCUUUUUGAUACAAAGGACAACAGAAAACUUUCUGCUGAUUUCCAUGUGGACUUAAAUCAUACCAUUGUGAGGCAGAUGAUAUCCAAUUCUUCACCUUCAAUAGAAAAUGGAACUAUUGGGAUUGUUGUCACCAAAGAAGAAGAACCACAGGUCAAAGGGUUUCCAGAAGAAUGGCUAAAGUACCCUAAACAGGCAGUUUUCUCCAUAAGUAACCCGCACUCUGAAAUUGUUUUGGUGGCAAAAAUUGAAAAAGUGCUCAUGGGAAACAUUGCUACUAGUGCAGAACCUUACAUAAGGAAUCCAGACUCCAACAAGUGCGCUCAGAAAGUAUUAAAAUCCAACAAACAGUUCUGCAGCAAGUUGGGAAAGUAUCGGAUGCCCUUCGCUUGGUCUGUAAGGCCAGUCUUUAAAGAUAAUCAGGGAAAUAUUGAUAGAGAUUCAAGGUUCUCACCUUUGUUCAGGCAAGAAAGCAGCAAAAUUUCAACAGAUGACUUAAUGAAACUCGUUGUAGAAUACAGAAGAGCAGACAAGAUCAAUAAAAUUCAGACCAUCCCUGGCAGUUUAGAAAUCGCUGUUGAUUGUGUACCUUUGGAGCACCCAAAUUGUGUAACAUCAUCUUUCAUUCCAGUCAAGCCAUUUAAUGAUAUUAAGGAGCAUCGACCUACAGUAGAAGUAGAGGAAUUUGUCCAAGAAUCGACAAAAUACUCCCAGACUUACAGAGUAUAUAAAAACCAAAUAUAUAUCUAUCCCAAACAUCUGAAAUAUGAUGGUCAAAAAUGCUUCAACAAGGCCAGGAAUAUAACAAUCUGCGUUGAAUUUAAAAGUUCAGAUGAAGAAGGGGCCAAGCCAGUGAAGUGUAUCUAUGGGAAGCCAGGUGGACCACCCUUUACAUCAGCAGCAUACACAGCUGUGUUACAUCAUUCACAGAACCCUGAUUUCUAUGAUGAGGUGAAAAUUGAGCUACCUACUCAGAUCCACAAGAAACACCACAUUCUAUUUUCAUUUUACCAUGUUACCUGUGACAUAAAUGCAAAAGCUAAUGCCAAAAAGAAAGAAGCUCUGGAAACAUCAGUUGGAUAUGCUUGGCUCCCUUUGUUAAAAGAGGAUCAGCUAACAUCUCAAGAACAUAGCAUACCAGUGGCAACCAGCCUGCCUCCUGGUUAUCUCAGCCUUCAGGAUCCUGCAACUGGAAAGCACAGUGGAAGUGACAUUAAAUGGGUAGAUGGUGGGAAGCCACUCUUCAAGGUGUCUUCAUUUGUUGUAUCAACAAUUUAUACUCAGGACCCAUAUCUGAAUAGAUUUUUUCAACAGUGCCAAAAAAGAAACAGGGAUCUCUCCCAACCACCUACCUCAAAUUUCAUCAUCUCCUGCAAGAAUUUGCUUAAAAUUGAGAAGAUCUCUGUGAUUGUAAAUUUCCUUCCUGUGAUUCUGAACCAGCUAUUCUGGGUUCUUGUGCAAAAUAAAGAAGAUGAAGUUACAACUGCUGUGACCAGGGUACUCACUGAUAUUGUUGCCAAGUUCCAUGAAGAACAAUUAGACCAAUAUAUCCAGUCAUAUGUAAAGUAUGUGUUCAAGACCAAAUCAUUUGAAGAAAGGACAAUCCAUGAAGAGCUGGCCAAGAACAUGACUGGCCUUUUGAAAUCAAAUGAUCAAAGGACAGUGAAACAUGUUUUAAAGCACUCCUGGUUCUUUUUUGCCAUUAUAUUAAAGUCCAUGGCACAGCAUUUGGUUGACACAAAUAGAAUACAGAUUCCUCGUGCUCAGAGGUUUCCAGAAUCAUUCCUAAAUGAACUGGAUACCCUCAUAAUGAUCUUAUCAGAUCACGUUGUUUGGAAACAUAGAGAUGCUCUUGAAGAAACCAAGAAUGCAAACCAAAGUGUUGGUGGAUUUCUCAAGCGCUGUUUCACUUUCAUGGAUCGUGGAUUUAUAUUUAAGCUGGUUAACAGCUAUAUAAGUAUGUUUGGACCAGGUGACCACAAGAUUUUGUUUCAAUAUAAAUUUGAUUUUCUUGAAGAAGUAUGUAACCAUGAACACUUCAUCCCACUGUGCCUUCCUAUCAAAUCUUCAAAUAUUCCAGAUUCAACAACACCAUCAGAAGCAACACAGCACUAUCGUUCAUCUGAUAUUCCAGAAUACACUCUGACAAAUGAAUUUUGCCGGAAGCAUUUCCUAAUUGGAUUACUUCUUCGGGAAGUUGGGUGGGCGCUCCAGGAAGACCAGGAUAUCAGGCACAUGGCCCUGGCAGUCCUCAAAAAUCUCAUGGCAAAACAUUCGUUUGAUGAUCGCUAUUCAGAGAAGGAAGAUCAGGCAAAAAUAGCAAACCUAUAUAUGCCUCUAUAUGGCUUGCUCUUAGACAACAUGCCAAGAAUAUAUAUGAAGGACAUGUUUUUGUUCAACAUAAAUACAUCCAAUCAGGGAUCCAGAGAUGAUCUGAGUACCGCUGGAGGAUUUCAGAAUCAGGCAGCCAUGAAACAUGCUAAUUCUGUAGAUACCUCUUUUUCCAAAGAUGUUCUUAACUCUAUAGCAGCCUUUUCAUCAGUAGCUAUUUCUACAGCCAACCAUGCAGACUCCAGAGGCUCCUUGGCAAGUCUUGACUCCAACCCUAGCACCAAUGAAAAGAACAGUGAGCCAACAGAAGCCUGUGAAAAGAUUGCAAGACCACUAUCUCUGAUUGGCUCAGCCCUUCGCUUUGACAAACUGGAUCAAGCUGAAACUAGAAGCCUUCUGAUGUGUUUCCUUCAGAUUAUAAAAACAGUUUCAGAAGAUACAUUGAUCUCCUACUGGCAGAGAGCCCCAUUCACAGAAAUAACAGACUUUUUCAGCAUUUUAGAGGUUUGCCUUCAAAAUUUCCGAUAUCUAGGAAAACGCAACAUAAUACGGAAAAUCGCUGCUGCAUUUAAAUUUGCUCAAACCACCCAGAAUAAUGGAACGCUGAAAGGCUCUAACUCAUCCUGUCAGGCAUCUGGGCUUAUUCCCCAGUGGAUACAUUCUGCUUCCAGCAGUGAGGUUCACAGGCAUCACAGAUCUCAAACUUUACCAAUCAUCCGUGGCAAAAAUCCUUUUUCGAAUCCAAAGCUUCUACAGAUAAUAGACAGCACCAUUGCAAGUGGCUCAAAUGAAACAGAUAUUGUGAGCUACGUUGAUACUGAAGCCAACAUCGCUACGGAAGUUUGCCUUGCUAUUCUUGAUCUAUUAUGUCUUUUCACUCAACAUCACCAGAGGCAAUUGCAACUGUCAGAUUGUCAGAAUACACUAAUGAAGAAAGUAUUUGAUACCUACCUACUGUUUUUACAAAUCAAUCAUUCUGCAGCAGCCCUCAAGCAUGUAUUUGCUGCUCUGAGGUUGCUUGUGAGUAAGUUUCCUUCAGCUUUCUUCCAGGGUCAAGCUGACUUGUGUGGUUCAUUCUGUUAUGAGAUUCUUAAGUGCUGCAAUCACAGGUCACGGUCAACUCAAACAGAAGCCUCUGCUCUGCUUUAUUUUUUCAUGAGAAAAAACUUUGAAUUUAAUAAACAGAAGUCAAUUGUCAGGUCUCAUUUGCAGCUAAUCAAAGCUGUAAGUCAACUGAUUGCAGAUGCGGGAAUUGGAGGCUCUCGGUUUCAGCACUCACUAGCAAUUACAAAUAACUUUGCUAAUGGAGACAAGCAAAUGAAAAACAGUAACUUCCCAGCAGAAGUGAAAGACUUGACCAAACGCAUACGGACAGUUUUAAUGGCUACAGCUCAGAUGAAAGAACAUGAGAAGGAUCCUGAAAUGCUGGUAGAUUUGCAGUACAGUCUGGCCAAUUCAUAUGCCAGUACACCUGAAUUACGGCGGACCUGGCUGGAGAGUAUGGCCAAGAUUCAUGCUAGAAGCGGAGAUUUAUCUGAGGCUGCUAUGUGCUACAUCCAUAUAGCUGCCCUUAUUGCUGAAUAUCUGAAACGAAAGGGUUACUGGAAAAUGGAAAAGAUUUGUACUUCUCGUAUGCUCCUGGAAGAUGCUGAACUCUCUGAUAGUAAUGUCUUACUAACAACUCACACUGGAGGAAGCUUAUUUUCUAUGGGAUGGCCAGCUUUCCUCAAUAUUACACCAAAUAUUAAAGAAGAAGGGGCUAUGAAAGAAGACUCUGGAAUGCAGGAUACACCAUACAACGAGAACAUCCUUGUGGAACAGUUGGAAUUGUGUGUGGACUAUUUGUGGAAAUCUGAAAGAUACGAGCUAAUUGCUGAAGUUAACAAGCCAAUCAUUGCAGUAUUUGAGAAACAAAGAGACUUCAAGAGACUAUCUGAGUUGUACUAUGACAUCCAUCGCUCUUAUCUAAAAGUAGCAGAAGUAGUGAAUUCUGAGAAGCGCUUGUUUGGACGAUACUACCGUGUGGCCUUUUAUGGGCAGGGCUUUUUUGAGGAGGAAGAGGGUAAAGAAUAUAUCUACAAAGAACCCAAAUUAACAGGCCUGUCUGAGAUUUCGCAGAGACUGCUGAAACUUUAUGCAGAUAAGUUUGGAGCAGACAAUGUAAAAAUAAUUCAAGAUUCCAACAAGGUUAACCCCAAGGACUUGGAUCCAAAAUAUGCUUAUAUCCAAGUGACAUAUGUUACACCCUACUUUGAAGAGAAGGAGUCUGAAGAGCGGAAGACUGACUUUGAAAUGCAUCACAAUAUCAAUCGCUUUGUAUUUGAAACACCAUUCACUCUGUCAGGAAAGAAGCAUGGAGGAGUAGAAGAGCAAUGCAAGAGACGGACUAUUCUGACAACCAGCCAUUUGUUUCCAUAUGUGAAGAAGAGAAUACAAGUUGUAAGCCAAACAAGCACAGAAUUAAACCCCAUUGAAGUGGCCAUUGAUGAGAUGUCUAAAAAGAUUUCAGAACUCAAUCAGCUUUGCACAAUGGAAGAAGUAGACAUGAUUAGGCUCCAACUGAAACUACAAGGAAGUGUCAGUGUCAAGGUGAAUGCAGGCCCAAUGGCUUAUGCUCGAGCUUUCCUUGAAGAAACAAAUGCUAAGAAGUACCCAGAUAACCAAGUUAAACUUCUGAAAGAAAUCUUCAGGCAGUUUGCGGAAGCAUGUGGCCAUGCUCUUGAAGUUAACGAACGUCUUAUUAAGGAGGAUCAACUGGAGUAUCAGGAAGAAAUGAAAUCUCAUUAUAAGGACAUGCUCAGUGAGCUCUCUGAAGUUAUGAAUGAACAGCUCUGUCAUGGUCAGUGCUUAUACAACUUCUCUGCUUCACUGUCUAAUAUUUCCCUCAAUACUAUAGCAAAAAGUGAUCACAUGCAAGGAGGAUUCUACAAAGCAACAAGGAGUGGAACAACCUUUUUCCCAUGUAAUCAGUAGAACAAUCGCAGCCCCACUUGGACCAGUGGUAUCCUCAAAUACUGACAUUUGAUGCUGCAUUUGACUUUAAACAGAGCACUAGGGAACUUUGAGAUUUUUUUAAAAAAUAACAGUGUAGGUGAAUCAUGAAGGAUUCCACAAAAAUGAAAUGCGGUGCAUUGUUUUUAUUUAUUGAAUAUUUUCAGUGAUUUUUUUAAUUUUCAGGGUUUUUUAAUGUUAUUGCCUUUCCUGAUAUUUGCACAUUUCCUAUGGUUUUCUUCAUUAUGGGCCAGUCUUUAUUAAACAGACUGAAAACAAAAUUUCCAUUCAGUGUUUAGUUUCACAGCAAGCCUUUUGUUUGCCAUAAAUGAUAAUAUAAUCUAAUACAAGUCCUAGUAUACAUAUAUUUUAAAGGUCAAAAGUGGAUGUUUUAUAACAUUUAAGUAUAUUGUAAUUGUAAAUAGAAGAUGUGUAAAAUAUGUCAUUUUUACAACAUUUUUAGUUAAUGAUUGACAUGACUAAAAUGUGGAUAACAUUUCAAAUACCACUAUAUUAAAAUAUUUGUCUAUGUGCAAAA
This is a messenger RNA of Anolis sagrei ordinatus, 7635 nucleotides long. RefSeq names its product dedicator of cytokinesis 10 (gene DOCK10). Gene Ontology annotation, molecular function: guanyl-nucleotide exchange factor activity. The record is from RefSeq and is a predicted model, not a curated record. NCBI's taxonomy places the organism in Eukaryota, Metazoa, Chordata, Lepidosauria, Squamata, Anolidae. Gene Ontology annotation, biological process: dendritic spine morphogenesis; positive regulation of GTPase activity; small GTPase-mediated signal transduction.